GCGAGCUGUGUGCCCGAAAGGAACCUGCUUACUGCUUGUAGCCAAAUAUCUAUCAGCGGACAGUCAAAUGAUGCUUUCUGCCUCAUUGGAGUUGCUAUUACCUCAAUAUCGCGGAUUUACAAACUUUUUUUGAUGGUGGAACUUGAAAUAAAAGGAUAUUGUCGUGGAAUAUUACUGCAAAAUUGGUAACAAUCUGAAAACUGUAAAAGAAGCAGACUGAGAGCAGAGAGCAGAGGGAACAGUGCCAUGGUCGCUGAUUUUUAAUCUCUCUUCUGAGCCAAGACGCCUCACCAACUGUACCUGCCUUUCAUUCUUAUCUUGAGCUGGACCGUCAUCAUGAGAAGAACUUUUCAACCUCUGCCACUGUGUCUUCUCUUGCUUCUGCUUCUGUCCCAGCUCUGCUCUGGAAUCAAAUGGCUGGCCAUAUCGCGGACGCCCCCCUCGCUGCACGUCAACCAGACGCAGCACUGCAAGCAGCUGCAGGGCCUCGUCUCGUCGCAGGUGCAGCUGUGCCGCAGCAACCUGGAGCUCAUGCAGACCAUCAUCCAGGCCGCGCGCGAGGUGAAGAAGACCUGCCAGAAGACCUUCACCGACAUGCGAUGGAACUGCUCGUCCAUCGAGAGCGGGCCACAGUACCUCCCUGACCUUGAGAGAGGUACGCGAGAGGCUGCCUUCAUCUACGCCCUCUCCGCGGCCGCCAUCAGCCACACCAUCGCCCGGGCCUGCACGUCGGGAGACCUGCGCCUGUGCUCCUGCGGCCCCAUCCCUGGCGAAAUCCCCGAGCCGGGCUACCGCUGGGGCGGCUGUGCCGACAACCUGCACUACGGCCUGGUCAUGGGCUCCAAGUUCUCCGACGCCCCCAUGAAGAUGAAGAAGUCUGGCUCUCACGCCAACAAGCUGAUGCACCUGCACAACAGCGAAGUGGGCAGACAGGCUCUUCGAGACGCUCUGGAGAUGAAGUGUAAGUGCCACGGGGUUUCGGGUUCCUGCUCCAUCAGGACCUGCUGGAGGGGACUGCAGGACCUAAAGGACAUCGCCAUGGACCUGAAGACUAAAUACCUGUCCGCCACCAAAGUGGUCCACCGGCCCAUGGGCACACGCAAACAGCUGGUCCCCAAAGACAUCGACAUCCGGCCUGUCAGGGAUAAUGAGCUGGUCUACCUCCAGAGCUCACCCGACUUCUGCUCCAAGAAUGAGAAGCUGGGAUCUGUAGGCACUCAGGAUAGGCAGUGUAACAAGACUUCCAACGGCAGCGACAGCUGUGACUUGAUGUGCUGCGGCCGGGGCUACAACCCCUACACGGAGAAGCUGGUGGAGAGGUGCCACUGCAAAUACCACUGGUGUUGCUACGUGACAUGCAAGAAAUGCGAGAGGACGGUGGAGAGAUACGUGUGCAAAUGAGACCCUUCCCCCUGCCUCGCCCGCCCUCCUCAGUCCACAGAUAACCAAAGCACUAUGUACCAAGAAAGGCUUACUUUUGUCUUAAGCUUCAGCGUGUAUAUUUUUUUUUGACGAGAACCAUUUAUUUUUGUUUCAUUGCUUUUGUUAUUUUUUAAUGAAAUUCUCGCCCCAGAACUGGACUUUUUCAUUUUACGAAUGUUGACGUGGGUGUUGUGACAAUGCCUAUCGGUUACGUGGAGACCACCGUCCUUGAGGAUAUUUUUCUUCAUAAUUGUGCACACACUUGCCAUAUUCGGAUGUAAAAAAAAAAAAAUCUAUUUUCUUAUGCAUUUAUUAAAGAAAUGAUAUUGGAAUUUCUUUUUGAGGGAAACCUCUUGAUUCUCUGCAUAUUUGGAGGUGCGUUUCUAGCUUUGGACAGAUAUUUUUAAUAAUCCCUUCAAAAACCAUUCCAUGGAUUUCAAAAGGUUUUGAAGGAUCUACGGGAUUUUUCACUGAUACUCUUACAAAGAAACAGAGGGAAAAAAGGUGCCGAAAAUGCAAAGGGAACUUCAAAUACAGCUUCAUUUGUGGACCCUUAAAUAGCUGGUAUGAAAACUCUGGACGUGCAGUUAAUCUCUGAACGAGGAGAGGACUGACUGCAUUAAUGUGUACCCUGGCAAGGACAAUAAACGGAGAGUGUUUGCAUUGUUAAAUUCCCCAUAGCAUAAGGAAUGCAGGUAGUCCAAAGCUAACAUUUCACAGAGCUGAAUCCAUGGGGUUCCCAAGACAUCGUAUUAAGAACCACUUUUGUGUGGAUGUACAUACUGUCUUUUUGUAUGCUGAA
This is a messenger RNA of Conger conger (European conger), 2224 nucleotides long. It is a transcript of the gene wnt11, whose product is annotated as wingless-type MMTV integration site family, member 11. Gene Ontology annotation, biological process: multicellular organism development; canonical Wnt signaling pathway; neuron differentiation. Gene Ontology annotation, molecular function: cytokine activity; frizzled binding. The record is from RefSeq and is a predicted model, not a curated record. Gene Ontology annotation, cellular component: extracellular region. The coding region runs from base 337 to 1401 and encodes 354 amino acids. The transcript has 6 exons. NCBI's taxonomy places the organism in Eukaryota, Metazoa, Chordata, Actinopteri, Anguilliformes, Congridae.